CUCCUGGUUUGGUGAACGAAUCCUGGCUGCCUCUGCCCCUGGCCUGCCUUUCUCUUCUUCAAGGAAUUACGACUUCUCCAUUGGUGUCUAAAGGAUCUGUGAGGAAGAGGUGCCUCAGAAGUCAGUACACAUAAGACGUGGUAGCAGGUAAGAUGGCGUCAGGAAUCCUGGUGGACAUAAAGGAGGAGGUGACCUGCCCCAUCUGCCUGGAGCUCCUGACAGAACCCCUCAUUCUACCCUGUGGCCACAGCUUCUGCCAAGCCUGCAUCACCUCAACCCAAAAAGAGUCUGUGACUGGCCAAAAAGUAGAGAGCAUCUGCCCUGUGUGCAGAAUCAGUUACCAGCCUAGGAACAUUCGGUCUAAUUGGCAUCUGGCCAACAUAGUGGAGAGGCUCAGGAUGGUCAAGGCGAGGCCAGAGGAGGAGCAGAAGAGAGAUGUCUGUGUGCACCAUAAAGAGAAACUCCUGCUCUUCUGUAAGGAGGAUGGGAAGGUCAUUUGCUGCCUGUGUGAGCAUUCUCAGGAGCACCAAGGUCACCACGUAUUCCCUAUGGAGGAGGUUGCCCAGGAGUACCAGGAGAAGCUCCAGGCAGCUCUGGUGAUACUGAGGGAGGACCAGCAGGAAGCUGAGAAGUUGGAAGCUGAAGUCAGAGAAGAGACAAUUUCCUGGAAGAAGCAAUUACAAAGUGAGACACAACGUGUCCAGGCAGAGUUUAAACAAAUGAGAGAUACCUUGGACAGUGAGGAGCAGAAAGUGCUGCUAAAGCUAAAGUAUGCGGCAGGAGAUAUUCUACAUAACCGGGCCGAGGCUGAGAGUGAGCUGGUCCAGCAGAGCAAGUUGGUGAGAGAUCUCAUCUCAGAUGUGGAGCAUCGGUUACAGGGGUCAACAAUGGAGAUGCUGCAGGAUGUAAAUGACAUCAUGAAAAGGUAUGUCAGAAGUGCAGGAUGAUCAAUUUUUGUCUUCUCUAGGAGUGAUACUUGGACCUUGAAAAGGCCAAAAAUGGUUUCCAAGAAACUGAAGAGUGCAUUCCGAGUUUCAGAUCUGAGCAGGAUGCUGCAAAUGUCUAAAGAGCUCACAGAGGUCCAACGCUACUGGGUGGACAUGGUGCUGAAUCCAGUCUACACUACCUCAAAUAUUGUUGUAUCUGUGGAUCAGAGACAAGUGAGAGUUCCGCAACUCAUUACAUCUAAGAAUACAGAGUCAUGUGAAUUUUCUGAUUUUGAUGUCCUGGGCCACCAAUGUUUCUUCUCAGGGAAGUACUACUGGGAAGUAGACGUGUCUGAGAAAAUUGCCUGGAUCCUGGGGAUAUGCAGUAGGGAAAGUUACUUCAAUAAGAAAUACUUCGAUGGGCUUAUUUUAUCUGCAGAUGUAAAUCAAAGAAAUGUUUACUCUAGAUACAGCCCUCAGUACGGCUACUGGGUUAUAGGGUUACAGAAUGGAUCUGAGUACAAUGCCUUUGAGGACUCCUUUACCUGUAGUCCAAAAGUCUUGAGUCUUCCCAUGGCUGUUCCUCCUCGUGUUGUUGGGAUUUUCCUAGACUAUGAAGCUUGCACUGUAUCAUUUUUCAAUGUCACAAACCGUGGGUCACUCAUCUACAAGUUCUCUAAAUGUCACUUUUUUCAGACAGUUUAUCCAUAUUUUAAUCCUUGGAACUGUCCAGGCCCCAUCACUCUGUGCCCACCAAGCUCCUAAACAAUUUUAAUCCCUCACCUACUUCUGCGUAGUGCCCUUGACCUGGGGAUCAUCUCAUGUACCUGAGUUUAUUUGCACCAUUUUGACUUCCUCUUCCUUUUUUCCUCUUCUUUUAUUUAGAAUGUCUUUGUAUUAGUCUACUAGGGCUGUUAUAACAAAGUACCAUAGACUGGGUGACUUAAACAACAGCAAUUUAUUGCCUCCCAGCUCUGAAGCCUGAAAGUUCAAAAUCAAGGUGUCAACAGAGUUGGUUCUUUCUGAGGGCUGUGAGGAAAAGAUCAGUUCUUGGUUUCUCUCUCUGGUUUGUAGAUAGCUAUCUUCUUCCUAUGUCUCUUCACAUCAUCUUCUUACUGUGCAUGACUCUGAGUCUAAUUUUCCUCUUUUUAUAAGAGCAUCAGACAUAGUGGAAUGGGGCCUAUUCGAAUGAUAUCAUUUUAGCUUAGUUACCUCUGUAAAGACCCCAUCUCCAAAUAAGGUCACAUUCUGAAGUAUUAGGGCUUAGGACUACAACAUCUGAAUUUGGGGGAACACAGUUCAACCUAUAACUCUCUUUACUCUUCUUUACCAUACAGUGAAAUCUUGAACUGUUUCUUCCUAAAAUCUUGUUUUCAUUAAGAGAGAAUGCUUAUUUUUCUGUAGUUGA
Messenger RNA from Diceros bicornis minor, 2334 nucleotides. Its product is annotated as E3 ubiquitin-protein ligase TRIM22-like. Gene Ontology annotation, molecular function: zinc ion binding; protein binding. The record is from RefSeq and is a predicted model, not a curated record. Lineage: Eukaryota; Metazoa; Chordata; Mammalia; Perissodactyla; Rhinocerotidae. The transcript is spliced from 8 exons.